Molecule: messenger RNA, 786 nt
Organism: Arabis nemorensis
Lineage: Eukaryota; Viridiplantae; Streptophyta; Magnoliopsida; Brassicales; Brassicaceae
Source: the annotation of a GenBank genome assembly
AUGGAUUUCUCUCCGAUCAACUGUCUCAUUUUCGAUUUGGAUGAUACAUUAUACCCUCUCAAAACCGGAAUAGCGCCAGCUGUCAAGAAAAACAUCGACGAUUUUCUAGUGGAGAAAUUUGGAUUCUCAGAAAGUAAAGCUUCAAGUCUAAGAGUUGAACUCUUCAAGACUUAUGGAAGUACUCUCGCUGGUCUCAGGGCAUUAGGUCAUGAUGUUAAUCCUGAUGAAUAUCACAGUAUCGUGCACGGAAGAUUACCGUACGGUUCCAUCGAACCAAAUACUAAAUUACAAAAUCUUCUUAACAAAAUCAAACAGAGAAAAAUUAUUUUUACGAAUUCAGACAGGAAUCAUGCAAUGAAGGUUCUAGAGAAAUUAGGUUUAGAAGAUUGUUUCGAAGAAAUGAUUUGUUUCGAGACGAUGAAUCCGAAUCUAUUCGGGUCAACCACCCGACCCGAUGAAUACCCGGUCGUUCUCAAACCUUCGUUGACCGCAAUGGACAUUUGCAUUCGUGUGGCCAACGUUGACCCUCGCCGAACCGUAUUUUUGGAUGAUAAUAUCCAUAAUAUUACCGCGGGAAAAGCUGUCGGGCUUCGUACAAUCCUGGUGGGGAGAUCGGAGAAGACGAAAGAGUCGGAUUACGCUGUAGAGACUGUAACGGAGAUAGCUACGGCGGUGCCGGAGAUUUGGACGACGGUGAAGAAUGGAUUUGAUAUCGGAGGUGAGAGGAUCAGAAGGAGCAAGAGUGAGCUGGAGGGUAUGGCUUCGAUCACAGCCGUUGGUGCGUGA